CAUGUGCGAGACAAAACCGGCCGCCGCCGAAGUCCGAUAGCGUGCGCCUCUCUCUAUUGGCAGCGGCUUGAUAAUAGAACCGCCGGGAUACUUUAAUGGAAACGGCGUCUCGAGCGAAUCACCGUCGCCGUUCCGUUCCGCGCGCGAGUCCGUCGCGAGAAAAUCGCCGCACGUAUCCGAUCGUAUGAGGUACAGCCAACCGAUUAUACCAGGUAUAACAUACGGAUUAUACCAGGUAUAACAUAUACGGAUUAUAAUAUAUUAUAUAGGUACUCGACCGGUAAUAGUUCUAAUAGUUGUUGUAAAUAACCGCGGCACUCGAAGAAUCAUUGUCCGACGACGCUCGGAAGAAUAUAGAGUAUCGUCGAAUACUAUGCGGUCGCUUUCCGAAAGAUAGAAAAUUCACGUGGUGAACUAAUUUGCGGAACAUUUGAUGACGACAGUAGUUGAGGACUGUUAGUGUGCGUAUACGCAAGCACGCACGAAUGUGUGUGUGUCGUCUGUUUGUGUCACCAGUGUAGAAUCAGUUUUGACGUGAAUACGCGAUCCCUUCACUUGGAAGCAAUAUUCAUACCACCGAUUCUAUCGCCGCUGCCACUACUGUCGCCACUCAAAUCGCUGUAACCGCUGUCGCCACCGACGCUGUCAUGGAAGUGAUGGAUUCUGACGCCAACACCGUGUUGCACUCAGUCACCAAAGGCGUGCAUGUCGGUCCACCACCUGUUUGGCCCGGCAUGGACAACGUCACGAACGCUUCCAUGUUCGACGAGUCAAAUCUGCCGUAUGACAUGAAAUUCAACGAGGGCCACGUUGUCGCCAUAGUCACUUACAGCAUACUCAUGGUGGUCUCAGCCAUAGGUAACAUCACAGUGCUGACCAUCAUCCUGAAACGCAGGCGCAAGGCUGGCACAAGGAUACACGCGAUGCUCAUGCACCUGGCCAUCGCUGAUCUGUUGGUAACGUUUUUGAUGAUGCCGUUGGAGAUAACGUGGGCAUGGACUGUACAAUGGGUGCUCGGUGAUCCACUAUGCCGCAUCAUGUCAUUUUUUCGAAUAUUUGGAUUGUAUCUUUCCAGUUUCAUAUUGAUUUGUAUCAGCGUUGAUAGAUACUUGGCUGUCUUGCAGCCAAUGCGUUUAUAUCAGAUGGAUCGCAGGGGAAAGUUAAUGAUUGCAGUGGCAUGGAUUGCAUCAGUUGUUUGUAGCUUACCACAGACUUACAUAUUUCACGUGGAACGACACCCUAAUGCCACAUGGUACGAACAGUGCGUCACUUAUAACGCUUUUUCGUCCAAAUUGCACGAGCUGGCUUACUUAUAUUUCGGCAUGUUCAUGAUGUACUGGUUGCCUCUAAUCGUUAUACUAUUCUGCUACGCUUCCAUCAUCAUUGAAAUAUAUAGAAGGUCCAGGGAAUCAAUUUGCGGUCAAGGUACAGAUAAUGUGCGUCGUCUGGGAUUUUUAGGGCGUGCCAAAAGUAGAACAUUAAAGAUGACGAUCAUUAUUGUCAUAGUAUUUGUUGUGUGUUGGACCCCCUACUACAUUAUGGCUAUUUGGUACUGGACGGACCACAAGUCGGCGCAGAUGGUCGAUCAGAAGGUACAACACGCACUCUUCAUGUUCGCUUGCACCAAUUCGUGUAUGAACCCGAUCGUAUACGGAGCGUUUAAUAUACGCACCAGGAGGACGCUGGUGACCCAGGGUGUUGGGGAAUCUGUAGCUUCGGUGAGAGUGGUCACGUGGCACAAAUUGACCGUUCGAACAAAAGCUAAUCGAAAAUCGACUAUUGGCAACAAAGCGGCAUUGUUCAAAUCCGCCCAGAACGGUAAUACGAAUGAUGACGGUCUGGUCAAAGAGAACGUCACAGUUACCACGACGUUGUGCAACGACAGCGAUAUUAACGACAAGAAUACUUAAAGGCGAUAUAGCGACAAGACACUUGAGUUGUAAUUAUUAUUCCUUUCAAAAGUUCAAUUUGUAUUUAUGUACAUGUACCUACAUGGUAAUCUGGUACAAUUUGUGAACUAACUACAGUUCAACGACUUUUGAUCAUAGAUAUCAUAUUAUUAUUCCGUCAAAAAGCCACAAGAAUAAUACCUAAGUAAAUAAACUGUUUGUGUGAAUAUCUGGUCGUAUAUAAUAUUUACGGUUAUUAUAUUAUGAAUCAUAAUAUUAUACGAUAAUAUUUAUUAAUUUUGACUUUUAAGUUUAUAUAAACACAAUACCUAUUAAGUAUAUACAUAAUUUAUACAUUUUUCUCAUAAUAAAGUUGGUAAAAACAUAGGUUAGUAUAAUAUGCUACUUAAAGUCUCCUAUAUUUACUUUUUAGGAUUAAUUAUAAAUUAUAAUACGAGUAAUAGAUAUAAUGUUCUUGAUAAAAUAUUGAGUUUUGUUUUUGAAUAUUUUGUUACAAAGUCAUUGUCUUUAUCGAUUCUUUUUAUUUUUUUUUUUGUGAAUGUAUAAAAUAUAAUAUAAUAUAAUAUAUGUUAAACAAGUAAUUUAUAUUUAAUCUCCAUGAGAUGGUUCAAAUUUAAAAAAUGUUUGUGUUAUUUUUUAUGAUCAAUGAUCAUCAUACAUUAUACAUAUACAAAACAGUUGUAUACACGAUUAAUGUAUAUCGCAACAUAUAUUAUUCUUAAAGGCAGUGAAAAUUCAGAUAUUAUAAGUAAACGUAAACAUUUAAAAUUAUUUACAAUAUUAAAAACAGUUAGUAUUAUAAUAAUGUGUUUGGUACAAUUACGAUGUAUUUCAUGUAGACUCUCAUUCACAUAUUGUUUAGUAAGUUUAGCCUAGUAAAUGCAAAUACCUAGGAAGGUUUUACAGUUAUGCAGACACUAAUACGAUAGGUAUAUUAUAAUAUGAUAUGUGAAUUGUGUGUUAGCUAAAUAUCAUUAAAUGUUAUUAUCUUAGGUUUAUUUCAUUGUUAAGUUAAGGAUUAACUAUAAUAUUUAGCUUGAAAAUAAUUAUGGAAAAUAAAUUUUCAAAGAUUAUUGGUA
This is a messenger RNA of Acyrthosiphon pisum (pea aphid), 2989 nucleotides long. RefSeq names its product Adipokinetic hormone receptor (gene AkhR). Gene Ontology annotation, biological process: G protein-coupled receptor signaling pathway; cellular response to hormone stimulus. The record is from RefSeq and is a predicted model, not a curated record. The coding region runs from base 648 to 1910 and encodes 420 amino acids. Gene Ontology annotation, molecular function: peptide binding; adipokinetic hormone receptor activity; G protein-coupled receptor activity. NCBI's taxonomy places the organism in Eukaryota, Metazoa, Arthropoda, Insecta, Hemiptera, Aphididae. Gene Ontology annotation, cellular component: plasma membrane. The transcript is spliced from 8 exons.